This is a messenger RNA of Hordeum vulgare subsp. vulgare (domesticated barley), 1277 nucleotides long. RefSeq names its product probable pyridoxal 5'-phosphate synthase subunit PDX2. Gene Ontology annotation, biological process: pyridoxal 5'-phosphate biosynthetic process; pyridoxine metabolic process. Lineage: Eukaryota; Viridiplantae; Streptophyta; Magnoliopsida; Poales; Poaceae. Gene Ontology annotation, cellular component: glutaminase complex; cytosol. Gene Ontology annotation, molecular function: glutaminase activity. The transcript is spliced from 7 exons. The record is from RefSeq and is a predicted model, not a curated record. Bases 182 to 949 code for a protein of 255 amino acids.
GGAGCUACAUCUCCGUCAGCCGCGGCGUGUGGUCGCCGGCCCGCCGCCGCCACGGCAACGUACGCCUUCUCCCCCCCCCCCCCCCCCCCCCCCCCCACAACAACCCCUUCCAUCGUCAAUUCCCGGCACCACCUACCUCUAUCUCACCCCCCGCCCCCUUCUUUCCCAAGGCCAAGGAGCGAUGGCGGUGGUCGGCGUUCUGGCGCUGCAGGGCUCCUACAACGAGCACAUGUCCGCGCUGAGGAGGAUCGGGGUGAAGGGGGUGGAGGUGCGCAAGCCGGAGCAGCUGCAGGGCAUCGACUCGCUCAUCAUCCCCGGCGGCGAGAGCACCACCAUGGCCAAGCUCGCCAACUACCACAACCUGUUUCCUGCACUUCGAGAAUUUGUCGGUGCAGGAAAACCUGUGUGGGGAACUUGUGCUGGGCUCAUUUUCCUUGCAAACAAGGCGGUAGGGCAAAAAUCGGGAGGUCAGGAGCUUGUUGGGGGGCUAGAUUGCACCGUCCACCGGAACUUUUUUGGGAGCCAGCUGCAAAGCUUUGAAACCGAACUUUCAGUGCCAAUGCUUGCGGAGAAGGAAGGAGGCAGUAAUACAUGCCGUGGAGUAUUUAUACGAGCACCUGCUAUCUUGGAAGUAGGAUCGGAUGUUGAAAUACUGGCUGACUGCCCUGUUCCUUCUGGUAAACCCAGCAUUACCAUACCAUCUUCCGUGGGUGUUGAGGAAGAGGUGUACUCCAAAGAUCGGGUAAUUGUUGCAGUACGUCAAGGGAAUAUCCUCGCCACCGCUUUUCACCCAGAAUUGACGUCAGACUGUAGAUGGCAUCGCUUCUUCUUGGACAUGGACAAAGAAUCGCAUCCAAAGGCCUUCUGUGCGCUAUCUCUAUCGUCGUCUUCAAGAGAUUCAGAAGGCCGUUCAAUGACUAAGCCUUUUGAUCUUCCCAUAUUUGAAUAGCAGCCAACCAGGCGGGAGACUGCCAAACAUUUAAGAAAACUAAAUAACUAAAUUUUGAUCACUCGUUGUUGACAAGAUGGGUAUCUAUUUCUAUGUCAAAAUUGUAUCAAUCAAGCUAGUGACAUUGUAUACCAUACACUUGUAAUCUUGCUAAAGGAAGCUGGUCAGUUAAGUACAAGUCAGUACACACUCUUGUAUUAUGAGAACCGAAAUUGUUUCACACACGACAUUUUUAGUCUGAUCUGUGUACUAGUAAUGUACUAAUACUACUACACACAAGUGUUAUCAGAAAGGAAAACAGCAGGAGGUGUGGACAAUUCCUGGCUUA